GGGGCAGGACUUCCGGCAUUCUCCUCGUGGCGGUCGUUUUGUAGGUGCUUGGGGUAUGUUCGCUUGGUCUCAGGUUCCACAGCGGCGAGUCGAGACCGAGAAGGUCGGAGAGGAGACGCUGUCCGCGCCAGGCCUGGGGUAGGGUCCACUGUGCCCGCGUCCCCCCUCCUUUCCCGCCGUUCCCCGCCCCGUCCACAGUCCGAUGGCGGCGGCGGCGCUGAGGAACCCGCCUCAGGCCUGUGUGACCUUUGAAGACGUGGCCAUUUACUUCUCCCAGGAGGAGUGGGGGCUCCUUGAUGAGGCACAGAGGUUCCUGUACCAUGAUGUGAUGCUGGAGAACUUUGAACUUACAACAUCCCUGGAUUGUCAGUGUGGAGCAGAGGAUGAGGAGAUCCCUUCUGAGCAGAGUGUUUCUGGAGGAGAGUCACAGGUCAGGACUUCUCAGUCAGUUCCAUCAAACCAGAAGACUCAUCACUGUGAGAAGUGUGUCUCAGUCUUGAAAGACAUUUUGCAGCUGACUGAGCUCCAGGCAGCAUAUCUUGGGCAGAAACCAUACUUUGGUGGGGGAUCCAGCAGCUUCUGGUUGAAUGCAAGCCUUCACCAGUAUCAGGAGCAUGACAAUGGAGAGAAAAACCUUAAAAUGGAUGUGGACAGGUCCUCGAUUGUGACGAGCUGCAGACUCCAUGUGUCAGGGAAGCCCUUCCACUGUGGGGAGGAUGGAAAAGACUUCCUAGCUACCUUGGGCCUUCAUCAGCACCAGGCCACUCCCAACAGUGAGAAGCCACACAGCAGCAUUGAGUCUGGGGAGGCCUUAAACAAUGGAAAAAGUCAUAACAAGUGGAUUGAAUGCAGGGAAGUUUUUGGCAACACUCAUAUACUUCACCACCAGAGAGUCUGCACUGGAGAAGGUCUUGAUGAGUGUAGCAAAUGCAAAUACAGAUUUGUUCAGCACCAGCAAAUUCACGUUGGAGAAAGGCCUUAUGAGUGCAGUGAAUGUGGGAAAUUCUUUAGCCGUAAAACCCACCUCAUUCGACACUGGAGUGUUCACACAGGAGCAAAGCCUUAUGAGUGCAGUGAAUGUGGGAGGUCUUUUAGCCAGAAAUCUGACCUCAUUCAACACCAAGAGUUCAUACUGGAGAAAAGCCUUAUGAGUGCAGUGAAUGUAGGAAAUCUUUUAUCCAGAAAUCCAUCCUCAUUAAACACCAGAGAGUUCACACUAAUGAAAGGCCUUAUAAAUGUGAUCAAUGUGGAAAAUCGUUUAGCCAAAGUUCUGGCCUCCUUCGACACAAGAGAGCUCACACUAGAGCAAGGCCUUAUGAGUGCAGUGAAUGUGGGAAAGGCUUUAACUGUAAAACCCACCUCGUUCGACACUGGAGAGCUCACACUGGAGUUAGGCCUUAUGAGUGCAGCGAAUGCGGAAAAUCUUUUAGUGAGAAAUCUGUCCUCAUUCAACACCAAAGAGUUCACACUGGAGAAAAGCCUUAUGAGUGCAGUGGAUGUGGGAAAGCCUUUAGCCAGAAAUCUGUCCUCAUUCAGCACCAGAGAGUUCACACAGGAGAAAGGCCUUAUGAGUGCAGUGAAUGUGGGAAAUCCUUUAGCCGCAAAACCCACCUCAUUCGACACCAGACGGUGCACACUGGAGCAAGACCUUUUGAUUGCAGUGAAUGUGGGAGAUCCUUUACUCAGAGCUCUGGUCUCCUUCGACACAGGAGAGCUCAUGUGCAAUGAGUAUAGGAAAUCCUUUACCUGCAAAUUUAACGUCGGUCAACACCAAAGAGUUCACACUGGAAAAAGUCUUGCACAUGCAGUGAAUGUGCUUCUUUCUUAGCAUCAUUGUGUUGGAGGAAAGCCUCUGUGAGGAACCAUCUGCAUGAAUCGAAUCUCAUGUUGGGAUAUCCACAGACUAGGGAUUGAUUUACCAUAAAUUUCAUGGAUGUGUUGGAAGCAUGUGUAACCUGCCCAAGGUCACUGCCAGUUUCUGUGGCAGAAACUAUCUCACCUCUAGCAUCUGGCAGGCCCUCACAGUUGGCAUCAGUCACAAGCCUAGUAUGCUCAGAGCAACUGGCCUCUGUGCUGUCCCAUUUGUUGGAGGAAAUCAUGAGUAUCCUGAGCCCUUAUGGAGUCUUCAUUCCCUUUUCUCUGACAAGUUAGGGCAUGGACCUGACCUGUGUUGGCCCUGAGAAUGCUAUCUGAGUUCUGCUGGCAGCUUGCAGAGAAGAACUAGCUUUUUCAGGGACACAGUUGGUCUCGGGUAGUUGUGAUGAAUAUUUCCAGCUUCCAAGUCACCCAAUCAGAAAUUGCCUGUUGCACGUUGCUCUGGUUUGUGUAAUAGUAAAGACCUUUUUGUUUAAGCACCUUAAUUUUGGAAAUGCUCUUCACUGUGUGGAAUAGUUUGAAAGCACAAUAGGACCGUCAACUUGAGGGGUAAAUGACUUUUGUGGUGAUCCAAACUUUGGGUGCCUCAGAGGACAUGGUAUGAUGGCCAAAUAUAGGGCUUUCAUUUUGGCCUAGUUUGCAUUGCUGCCAAGGCCUCCUAGGAAAGAAUACUUUGUUAUAAUUUUUUGCCUGGAUACGAGAGUUCUGUGCAUUCUAGUGCUUCUGGAGACAACAUGGAUUCUUUUUUUUCUUGCCCACAGGGGAUAACACACAAUGGCCAACACUACUGAGGGAAAUCUUAACCCCAGUUCUCCUCCAAAGCAACCAUAUAUACCCUGAUACCUGGAAUUCCACAGGCUAGUGUCCAUAGUUGUAAGGCUGCAGGGGCAGGGAAGACCACAAUUGGUACAGAAACACUGGUUACUAGGGAGUGGAGGAGACUGCAGCAAGCUACGUGGAACGUACCACUUCUAAAGGUACAUCCACAAAUGUUCUACUGACAAUGACUGCAGGAUGAGUGUGUCCAGAAAUCUCAGGACCUCCAGCAGUGUGUGAGACUUCCAAUUCCUUCACACCAUUGUCAAUACCUGGUUUGCCUUGUCCAGAAUGUCAGAGUUGAAAUCAUACAGUACCACAGUUUAUUUAUCCAUUCACCUCCUGGACAUCUUGCUUGCUUCCAAGAUGGAACAUUGGCAGUUAUAAAUUAACUUGCUAAAACCAUCCAUGAUGUGCAGGUUUUUGUGAGGACAAACGUUUUCAAUUCCUUUGGGUAAAUACCAAGGAACAAAAUUUCUGGAUUGUAUGUGUACACUACAUGGAAACUGGGCGAUGGCAUCUUAAGAAGGGUGAAGCUCCGCCCCGUCCUCGGAGCCGCGAGGCCCCAGCGUCCCUGGCGGUUCCACGCGAGGGCGUCAACGAGUCGCUGCGGCCGAUGGCUCAGCGGGAACUACAUUACCCAGGAGCCCGUGCGCCGCGCAGCGGCGGCACUCUUAAGGGAAUUUCCGUACGUGCGGAAGUCUUCUGGGAGGGACUUCCGGUAUCUUCGCGGCGGACAUUUUGUUGGCUCUUGGUCGACCAAGAGCAUAACAUCGGGAGCUGUGGUUCGGUUCAGAGGUGACGGAAAGUGAGAAGGCGCGAGAGGCUACCCUGUCCUCGAUGCAGAGUGGCUCGGUGGUGGCAGCGCUCGCGAGAAUUCCGCCGCCUGGCCGAGCGACGGCUAUGCCCGGUUUCCGACCUGGGAUCCCUCCCGAAUCUGUGUGGUCCAGACUGUGAUGGCGGCGGCCUUGGGGACGGACCGGCUUAGGUGGGUGCUGCGUUUCCCGGAUCUUGACGCGUCCCGCCCCCCACCUUCGAAUCGUAGGACACCGAGUGGUGCCUAUUGAGGCUCUUCUGGUCCAGACUCCAGGGCGUUUGCAGAUGGAGCCGCCAUUUCUUUUAUUUCUUUUUCUUUUUGCGGUACGCGGGCCUCUCACUGUUGUGGCCUCUCCUGUUGCGGAGCACAGGCUUCGGACGCGCAGGCUCAGCGGCCAUGGUUCACGGGCCUAGCCGCUCCGCGGCCUGUGGGAUCUUCCCGGACCGGGGCACGAACCCGUGUCCCUUGCGUCGGCAGGCGGACUCUUAACCACUGCGCCACCAGGGAAGCCCAAGCCGCCAUUUCUAAUAGCCAGUGUGGUGAGACGUUUAAGAGUGGUACCCCGCCGAGCCACUAGCAGAAGCAAAGAUUUGGGGUUGUCACUGAGUCGGGAACUUUCGGGAAACUGGGAUGUUCACAUCUUAAGGAAGCAGAGAGUGUGAGUAGUAAUGCCUGGAACGUCAGGGUGAGGCGAGUGCUUUCAUUAGGAGGACGUUGGGAGCCGUGGAAGAACAUGACGUGAUCAGGGAUUUUUAAAAGUAUUCCCAAAGCUCAGGGGAAAACAAACUAGGGUGGGGUGGAGAUGAUGAGGAUGGAGGCAGGGAGACCGGUGAGGAGGCCACAAACUCCAGGAACGUUGUGGUGGUGACUGUACCAGAACAGUGACAGGGGAGGGAUUGGGACUGGAUAAAUCAUUAAAUUCUGGAGAGAUUUUAAAGAUAGAACCAACAGAAUUUUCUGGUGUGUUAGAUACGGCUGUGAGUGAAAAAGGGAUGUGAAGGACCACCCAAGUUUUGUUUUGUUUUUCCCUGAACAUCUGAAAGAAUGGAAAUGGGUAAGUUGGACGAGGGAAGCACCUUUCAGGGGGAACAGGAGUUGGACUUAGGACAUGGUAAAUCCAUAGUGUUUCACAGUAUUGGCGUUACAUAGGCAUUUGGAUAUGCUGGUCUGGAGUUCUGCACAACAAGCUGGGCUGGAGACCUCUGAGGAGUGAGGUCUUAUCAAAGCCUGGAGAUGAGAUUUAGGGGGAGAAUGUUAAGGUUGUUAUUUUAUGUGGUCCCUGAGGUGAAUGAGUACUGGGAAAAAGGAUGGACGUCCCUGAGAUUUCCUCCAGAAAGGAGAGGUCCUGGAAUAUGAAAGGGUUAUGGGUGGUGUCAGCAGGAGAGAGGGCUGUAGGGUAUUAGGAACCUGACCUGAGAUGGAGAGCAAGGUGUAAGGUGCUAUAAAUUUGUCACUCUGUGGACUCAGCAUGCCCCUCUGUGGAGCCGAGGAAAAGUCAGCCAGGCUAGUGGAGCAGCCCCACCCCAAUCCAGGGCACUGUUACAUCAGUUCCCUGACUUAUCAGGUGAGGAGAGAUGAUGAACACCUCUAAUGAAGGGCCACCAGCAUGCUCACCUUCAGAGGAAUAUAUACCAGGUAGGCUGGUUUGGUGGAAGGAUCUAGUGUAUACCUGGCAAGUAUACGUUAGCAGGCAGUUAAAAAUUAAAAAUGUUUAGGUAUGAUAAAUUUAUACCACUGCUUAAAUGAUUGAAAAACUUGUCUCUAAGUAUGUGAUUACAACGAAAAGUCUUAAAUAUCAAGUUUUAUUAAAGACUUAAAAACAAACCCAAAACUUACAAGAACCUAUUAUAUACUUCAUUCAAGCCAAAAACAUUUGCAAAACUGUUAAGAAUGUGGACGGUAAAAGUGAAUUCAAAGGUACUUGACGCCUAACACAUCUGAUACAGACAGCCCUGUUAGGUGGAUACCACCAUUAUCCUUGCUUUGUACGUGAGAACACAGAGAAAUCUUGGAUCAUGGUUACAUAGCUGGUAGGAGGCAACACUAAGGUCUGAGUAUCUUAAGUUAGACAAUCUGAAAUCAUCCUCAGCAAAGGGCAAGGUAGGGAUGAGAGGAACAGUUGUCUUUGAGAUCCCACUGUGGUAACCUGCCACUCCCAGCUCCCUCUUCCUGCCAGAUUGCUGUGGUGGCAGAAGUGAUUAAGAUCCCUGGAUAGGUGAGUGCAAAGUGUACAGGUCCUCAGUCAACCAUGAUCUUGGCAACCCAUUAUGGCAGAUAAUGGUGUCUUGGGAAUCUUAACCUACCCUUCUGCCUGCCAUUGGGUUUGGGGAUCCUGGUGUCACCAGAGGCCUUGUGCCCUGCAAACUAUUCUGGAAUUAUAUGGAAGGGUUUCCAUUUUCAGCAAGUAAUGGGAAGAAGUAUGGAACAGUGCCCAUGGGAACCAGCAUAUGCAAAUACAUCACUUGAGACUGAACUGGUCUUGUUCGGGGAACUUUAAUUCUCCAUUAUGUCUAGUGAUCAGAGAGCAGGGGACAGGUUUCAGCUCUGAAAUGGCAGCCUGUGGAGCUGGGCUUCUGUUCUGAAAGUGGUGGGACCCAUGGAAAGUUUGGACCAGAGAAGGGAGUGAUCUUAUUCUGGUCAGGGUUUCUCUGGCUGCACAGUGAAGAAAAGACUAUGGGGGUAGUAAAGAGGACUGCUGAUGAUGGCUGGGCCAGAGUGGUGACUACAGGGGUAAGAGACAAGUGCUUGGAUUCUGGUGGGGUUUGUUUGUUUGUUUUUAUUUUUAAAGUAGGACCAACCAGAUUUUCUGAUGUGGAGUGUGAGAGAAAGAUGGGAAAGGGUCAGAGAUGACCCCACAGUUUUUUGCCUGAGAAGACAUAAGGAAGAAGUUCUCAAUUGAAAUAGUGAAGUUGGUGGUGAGAGUAACUUUCAGAGGUAAUAUCCAGUGUUAGGUUUUUAUUUAUUUUUAUUUUUUGCGGUAUGCGGGCCUUGCACUGUUGUGUCCUCCGCCGUUGCGGAGCACAGGCUCCAGACGUGCAGGCUCAGCAGCCAUGGCUCAUGGGCCGAGCCGCUCCAUGGCAUGUGGGAUCCUUCUGGACUGGUGCAUGAACCCGUGUCCCCUGCGUCGGCAGGCAGACUCUCAACCACUGCACCACCAGGGAAGCCCCAGAGUUAGGUUUUGAUCAUGUUGAAUCUGCAGUGGUCCAAAGACAUCUGAGUUGACGUAUCAAGUGGACAGGUGGACACAUGGGUAUGGAGUUCAGAGGAGGGAUUCAAGUUGGAGACAUCCACAAGGUGACAGCCAGUAUGUGAUUAGGGUAGAGCUGUGUAUCAGAUUUAGAGAGAGAACCUUUAUGUCAUGGUGGCAGUGCCUUUGGGGGUCUGGAAAGGAAGUGGGCACAGUGGAGUGGAAGUAAGAGUUACCUUAGAGGCAAGAAAAGGGAGGUUAGUGUCCAUGGUGAGCAGGGAAAAUAGGAUCUGGCAGUUGAUGAAAGGGAGAAAGUAGACAUGAGAUGAAGUCUGAAGUAAAGCAGUAAUAGAGAUGACAUGAAAGACCAAAGCUGGUCCUCCUUCCCCUCUCCGUGUGCUUUUCAGGUUUUUGUGGUGACCUUUGGUGGGGACUGGGGAGUUUUAGUUGAGCUGGUAGGUUAGUUCAGAGCUAAAUUGGGUCAGCUGCAGAGUCACUAUGCUUGGGGUAGAAGGCCAGUGGGUAUGGGCUUUGAAUGAGAGUUUAGUGGUAAGUGUUAAGCCUGUGACUGAUGAGGGUAUAGUAUCCCCAGCAUGCAGUAGCAAGGUGGAAAAGGUCUGGCUUUAUCUCAUAAUCUGCAUAUGCUUCUGAAUUGCUGAAAUUUAAUCAAGGAAGGAAGAAAUUAAAAGCUGAGUUUGGAAAUACCUAUGGCAGUGGAGGCUGUUGACUGGUGAUGGAUGUAACCCUGGAUGCAUUAACCAAACAUUCUCUGGAUGCCAUGUGCAGGUUUACAUCUGGGAGGUACCUACUUUGGGAACCUCCUUAGAUAACGAGGGAGGUGUGGUCUAAAGAGUGAUGUGUCCAUGGAGAUGGAAUCUGAAUUCAUGGCCUGGGGGCUCAGGUACUGAGGGAUUUAAGGGGAUGGUGGAGGUCAAAUUUGUGUAUGAGAGGCAUAAUCUCUGGAUCCCAUGGGAGCUAGCUGGCUGAAGAAGGGUUGGUUCCUGCCUGCCAGGCCCAGACUAUACAGUGUGUCUAUCUGUCCACUUGCUUUUUGUUCUAGGCUGGGUGAAAUGAUUAAUGGAAAAUGAGGAAAGAGGUGGCAUCAAUUACACCAGGGCCUGCUGUAUUGUUUUGCGUUGGGGAGCUGGGGAGGAAUGUGAAAUUGUGGUGGAUACACUGGGAAUCCUGGGGAGAGAGGCUGCCCUUGUGCUAUUGUGCUGUUCAUGUAGGAUCCUUUUGAGGGUGUGUUUGUGCAUUUUUCCUGGGAGAAAUGGGGACCUCUUGAUAAAGCUCAGAGACUCUCAUAUCACAAUGCAGUGCCUUCUAUGCUUUGCUCUUAUGGUUUUCCUGGGUAAGGCCCUGCAUAUCCCAGUUUUCUGGGCUAUGUUCUGCUCUUCCUGUUUUUCCCCUAGAAGUUGCGAUUUCCUUCCUAUAGCUGGACCGUGAGCACUCCCUCACAUACAUCCUCUGGGUGCCAGGUCUUAGCUGGGUAUGCUCCCUAUGCUUCCUGACUUCUGUUGCCCCAAAUUUGCCAGGAAGGAUUUGAAGGUCAAGAGUCUUAUGGUCAGCCCAGUGGAUACUAUCCUGCCUGGCUUCUUCCUGGGUGGAUGGCUCUGUCUACACUCAUGGUGCAUUUUUGCUCCAAAUUAUGUCCCCUUUCUUUGAUUGACAUUCCCUUGGGCCUAUCUCUGUCAUGAAUUAUAGUUAUGGUCACUGAUUGUGGGGCCCAUAGAUUGUUCCUUUAAGGUUUUCAUUUUGUAUUUAAUCUCUCCUGGGCGGGCUACCCUGGGCCAUUGCUUUCCUCUUCGC
Orcinus orca (killer whale) is the source of this 8504-nucleotide messenger RNA. Its product is annotated as zinc finger protein interacting with ribonucleoprotein K-like. Gene Ontology annotation, biological process: regulation of DNA-templated transcription. NCBI's taxonomy places the organism in Eukaryota, Metazoa, Chordata, Mammalia, Artiodactyla, Delphinidae. The record is from RefSeq and is a predicted model, not a curated record.